This is a messenger RNA of Entamoeba invadens IP1, 765 nucleotides long. RefSeq lists its product as hypothetical. NCBI's taxonomy places the organism in Eukaryota, Evosea, Mastigamoebida, Endamoebidae. Bases 1 to 765 code for a protein of 254 amino acids. The record is from RefSeq and is a predicted model, not a curated record. The transcript has a single exon.
AUGACAUCGCCCCGUGAGCAGCUGACCAAAUUGCAAGGCGAAAUUGCUAAAUUACCGAAAGAGAACCAGCCGGCACUCAACACGAUUUUUGAGAUCCUUACCGCGCUUACCGCGCGAGUUGAGAAACUCGAAUCUGGGAAGUCUCAGGAAGAAAAAGCCGCCGACAAGGAAGAAAAAGCUGAGAAGGCUUCAAGAGUCACCGUGAGUUCAUCGACGUUCACCGCAUUACCAACAUCGUCUGACUUGCCAGAGAUUACUGACAUCACUGUGUUGCAGGGAUGGACGGGGAAGAUGUCUUAUAGAAUGUUGUAUGACUCAUCAAGAGACGGACUGAUUCCGGCUGCUUUCAAUACAACAACAUCAUCCGUCACUAAUAUGAUGACUAUCAUCAUCACCACAGACUCACACAUCUUUGGAACGUUCAACUCAUUUGCUGUCCCACCCCCACCAGUUAAUUCAGACACAGCAUAUAUCGAGAAAGACCCCAACUACUUUGUCUUCACUUUGAAAAACCCACACAACAUCCAACCAACCAAAUUUGGCAGGAAAAAAAUAUCGACUACGCUCAGAAUAUCACCAUCUGACGGGGACGCCGUCAUGGGCGCGUCGGACUGCUUCAGCAUAUUCACCACCAAUUCGUACUUCAUCCCAACGUUUGGGUCGUAUUACUUGGACAGUACUGGAAAGGGAGCGGAUCUUUUUGUUGGAAGCCAUUACCCGACUCGUUUUGUUGUCAAGAGAAUGUAUGCCAUUCAAUGGGUGUAA